Oreochromis aureus is the source of this 5460-nucleotide messenger RNA. RefSeq names its product ninein-like (gene ninl). NCBI's taxonomy places the organism in Eukaryota, Metazoa, Chordata, Actinopteri, Cichliformes, Cichlidae. Gene Ontology annotation, cellular component: centrosome. Gene Ontology annotation, biological process: microtubule anchoring at centrosome. The coding region runs from base 199 to 5238 and encodes 1679 amino acids. The record is from RefSeq and is a predicted model, not a curated record. Gene Ontology annotation, molecular function: calcium ion binding. The transcript is spliced from 30 exons.
UUAUUGUGAAGGCGGAGCGGAAAUACCUCUGUGUGUGGUUUUCGGGGUACUCGAUGUGUCGGUGUUGAGGCUCCGGUAACUUGUGCUCGGCGGGUUAACGGCGGAGCUCCGGGAGGCCGUUCAUGGAGGAAACGUGAAGUUUGACCGGAGGAGGAGAACUUUUCCCGCGGUGUGGGCGCCAAAGUGUGAUGCGUUGGCAUGGAGGAGGCGGAGCACAACCGCUAUGUCUCUCAGCUGAAGGCCGAGUUCGACAGCUGCGACACGACGGCGACCGGCUUCCUGGACCGAGAGGAGCUCACGGCGCUGUGCCGCAAACUGCAGCUGGACGCUCACCUGCCACUGCUGCUCGCCACGCUGCUGGGCGAGAGGCGCUACGGCCGGGUGAACUUCGAGGAGUUUAAGGAGGGCUUUGUGGCCGUGCUGUCCCGCUCUCUGGACUUUGGGGCAUCAGAGGACGACAGCAGCUACCUGGAGCCAGCUGUUCCAGAGGAGGUGAAGCCAAAGUUGGUGAAAGGAGCGAAGCGUUACGGCCGCCGCAGUAAACCCGACGCCGCGAUUACCUGUGACUCAGAAGACUCUCCGCCGUUCAGAGCGGAGGCCUCAGACUCGUCACCGACCGGCGUCCGAAAGGCCAAACUGAGACGGGCAACGUCACUGGAAAGUGUGGAGAGCCUGAAGUCUGACGAGGAGGCAGGAAGUCAGAAGGAGACACCCCUUCAGUGUAAAGGUCACAACCAGGGGGAGGAGCCAGGAGAACACGCGCUGACGCUGGUGUGCGAACACCUGGGUCUGCAGCACCUGCACACUGAGGAAGUGGAUGUGCUGCUCAGGAAGUUGGAUCCUGACCUAGAUGGCAGGGUCAGCAUCAGGGAAUUCAAGAAGGUACUCUGUGGCUCCAUCCCCAUCACCUGUUCCACCCCAGUACGACAAGCUGACCUGAGAGCGCCACACAAGCCUCCGGCGGUGUCGGAGGAGCGCUCGGCCCGCUCCGCCUCGCCCUCCCUGCUGACGGCUACCGUGGGUCAGCGGGUGCUCACCCGGCUGGACGACGGCUCGGGAUGUACAAGCCCCGAGCGUGUCGCGGCCCUGUGGACGGAGGAGGGCAUCGGGAACAGCCGGGACAUCCUGCAGACUCUGGACUUCCCCUUGGAGGAGCGCCUCAGUCUGGCAGAUCUGACGCUGGCGCUGGACAACGAGCUGCUGGUCAGCGGGAACGGCAUCCACCAGGCGGCGCUCAUCUCCUACAAGAUCGAAAUCCAGCACCUGCAUGACGGAGCCGAGCUCUAUGAUGAGGAACUGAACGCUGAGCCGGCUCUGUCGUCUGUGUUCAGGGAGGUGGCCGAGCAGGCCUGCAGGGAGCGUGACAAGGUGAAGGCCGACCUGGAGCGGGCCGACCGCAGGAACCUGCAGCUGGUCAGAGAGGUGGACGACCGGCACGCCAGCAUGGAGACGCUUAACCAGAGCCGGAUCAGGGACCUGGAGCAGGACUUCCGCGAUAGGCUGAUGGCUCUGCGCAGCGAGACGGAGCAGGAGAGCGAGGCGCUGCUGCAGCACGUAGAGCGAGAGCACGGCACCCUGCAGGAGGAGCUGCAGCUGCUCAGAGCGCAGGAGGCGGAGCUACAGGAGGAGCUCUGCAGCGCCGUCCAGGAGAAUGGUCGUCUGGAGGAGGAGCUGAACACGGUGAAGAUGAAGCUGACUGAAGCCGAAGGCUCAGCGAGGCGACUGCAGAGAGACCUGGACCAGAUGCUGAAUGACAAGUUUGGCGGUUUGGACCCGUCCAGCGUUGGUCUGAGUCACGAGGAGAGAUUCUCUGAAAUCAUCAAAGAAUACGAGCAGCAGUGCCGGGAGCUGCGGGACAGAAACGAUGAGCUGAGCUCAGAGUUGGAGCUGCUGAAGAAUCAAAGGAGAAACAGGAAGUGCAGAUGGUGUGCUGGAGCCGCCAAUGCGCUGAGCUGGAACCAGCAACACUCGGAGUCAGACUCUGACUCAGACGUGAAGCGCUGCUCGUCUCCUCAGGUCAGGAAGAAACUGGAGCCGUCUGAUAAAGCAGCUCUGUGCUCAUUGGACGACUCGGGCCCGGCCAUCAGCAUCCAGACUGAACUGGCCCUGGAACAGCUGAAGCAGAAACACGAGGAGGAGCUGCAGCAGCUGAACAUCCAGCUGGAGACGCAGAUGAACUACUACGAGCGCAGUCUGGAGAAGAUGAGGCAGAGCAUGGAGGUGGAGCGGAAGGACAUCUCUCAGGCCUUCAAGCUGGAGAUCAGCGAGCUAGAGGAGCAGAAGUCUCAGGUGGAGCAGCAGGUGAAGCAGCUGAAGGAGACCGUGGACAAACUGCAGACUCAGAUCCAACAGGGAGGAGGGCGGAGCAACGAGCAGGAGCGCAGGAUGCAGCGGGAACGCGCCGAGCUGGAGCAGAACUUCGCCAGAGAGAUCGGUAACCUGGUGCAGCGGCUGAGCGCAGAGAAGGACCAGCUGGAGGCGGAGCUGAAGCUGAAGAUGGACCAGGAGGUGAUGCUGGUCAGGGAGGAGUCGGAGCAGCAGCUCGCUCAGAUGAAGGUGCAGCACGGUGAGGCUCAGCGCCGCCUCCUGCACCAACUCCACCAGGAGCGCCGGCGGCUACAGGAGCAGAGAGGAUUCUGGGAGAGAAGGCUCGUGCAGGCGGAGCAGGAGAAACUGUGCAGUGAGGAGCGAGCCCGGGAGGAGAAGAGGAGCAUGGAGGAACAGCAAGAGGAAGAGGUCCGGCUCCUGAAAGAGGAGGUCUCCGGUUUGCAGGAUGCCCUGCGGGCGUCCAGCCAAUCAGAGGCCAGUUUGAAGGAGGAACUGGAGGCGUCUUACAGGCGGAGCAGGGAGCUGGAGGCUCGGCUGGAGGAGGCCUGCGCGCAGCUGGAGGAGAGCAUCGCCUUCUUGGAGUCUCAGGAGCUUCUGAACAAACGCCUGGCCUCGGAGAAUAGCUCGGCGGAGGAGGAGCUGCUGCUGGCGAGGAGCAGGGAGGAGGAGCUUCAGGUUCAGGUGUCCCACACGAAGGCCAAGCUGGAGGAGCUGCAGGCCGCGUCCGACUGCCUCCUGAGGGACCGAGAGGAGGUGGCAGGAAACUGCAGCCGGCUCUCCUGCACCGUUGCCCAGCAACAGGCUCAGCUCCGAGCCCGCGAGCACAUGGUCUCCUCCCUCAGGGCGGAGCUGGAGAACCUGCAGGAGGCGCUCAGGAGCAAAGCCGAGUCGGUUUCAAGACUUGCGGCCGAACUGGACUCUCUGAAGACGGACCGUGCCCGGCUGAUCCAGGACCUGAAGGAGCAGGCCAUGGCCGUGGACCACCUGCAGCUGCAGCUGGACGGCGUCUCCGAGGAGCUGGACCGGAGGAGGAGUGGCGAGGAGACCCUGAAGGAGGCUCUGAAGCAGGAGCAGAGCCGGACCUCGCAGCUCCGGUCCAGCCUGGUGGAGGAGAAGGAGGAGGUGUGGCGUCUGAGCCAGGAGAACGGGACCUACAUCCGGCUCACCGACCAGCUCUCCACCCAGAUCGUGGAGAUGGAAGAGGAGAUCUCUUCUCUCAGAGACCACCUCCGAGACCUCAGCGCCCAGCUCAACGACACCGCUGACCUGGUCCUGGAGCUCCGCAAGCAGCUCAACGCCAAGACCGGCGAGGUUGAGCCGGCGAGCAGCGAGCAGCUCCUCCAGCUGCAGACCGCCCUGCUGGACUCCGAGAACCGGCAGAGGACGGCGGAGGAGGACUUGGAGAGGGAGAAGAAGAAGAUGACCCGGCAGCUGCUGGAGUUGGAGGAGCUGGUUCUGGCUCUGGAAGAGCUGGUGGAGCCGGCCGGUGCACGCAGGACUCAGUUGGAGGAGGUCCAAUCAGAGAAUGCAGCGCUCCAGGAGAGACUCGGCGCCCUGCAGCAGGAAGUCCACGAGAUGGAGGACGAGGUCGCCAGGAAGAGGAGGAAACUGGAGGAGAUGGAGAGAGAACACGAGAGGAGCAGAGAAGAAGACGAGAGGCUGCACAGAGAGAACUCCAGAUAUCGUGAGGAGGUUCUGGAUCUGAGCAGCAGGAACCUGCAGCUGAGCACCGACAACGCUGAGCUCAGCGCCCGUCUCCAUGGAGACCAGGAAUCAGUCCGUAUGCUGCAGGAGCGCCUAGCGACGGUUUCUAAGGAGCAGGAGGAGGAGCAUGCAACGGUGCGGCGGCUGCAGGAUGCGGCGCUGCAGCACGAGCGGCAGAAGCUGCAACUGCAGGCGUCCUGGACACAGGAGAAACAGGUGCUGGAGGCGGAGCUUAGCACCUCCAAGGAGAAGCUGGAGCGCCAGGCGGUGCUGGAGGCGGAGUUCAGCGCCGUGACUCUGAAGCUGCAGUGGGUGGAGGAGGAUAAGGCCAAACUGCUGAGAGACGCCGACAAGCGAAAUACGAAGGUGGAGAAGCUGCAGCAGAGUGUGCUCUCUCUGGAGGCGGAGGCGGAGCUCCUUCGCUCUCAGCUCACCGCCGUCAGUCAGGAGAAACUCGGCCACGCCCAGGAUGCGACGGAGCUACAGAGGAAGUUGCAGGAGGCUCAGAGCAGGGUGGAGGAGUUGGAGGCCGGUGUCAGGAAGCUGAUGAGGGAGAAGGAGGAGCUCCAACAGGCCCUGCAGGAGCAGGAGGAGCAGGCCUCCGUCACUCUGCAGGAAGAGACCCGCAAACUGAGCGAGGAGCAGCAGGAGCUGAAGAGCAGACUGAGCGAGGCGGAGGAGGCCCGGAUCCAGGCCCAGGACCAGGCGGUGCGAGCGGACGCCGCCCUCAGUGUGGCGCAGGCACAGCACCUGCGACAGUUGCAGGAGGAUGACAGCUGCAGGGAGUGGGCGGAGCUAUUGCAGGCCCGGCUGGUGGAGGAGCAGAGGAGGUGUCUGCAGCUGGAGGAGGAGCUGAAGCAGCAGGAGCAGAAGAGCAGCUCUCAGAUCAGCACGAAGCAGGAUCAGUACGAGAAGGCGAUGGCGGCGCUGCAGCAAAGGGCGGAGGACGUGGAGACCAAACUGAAGGCGGUCCGUCUGCUCCUGCAGGAGAAGGUGGAGCAGCUUAAAGAGCAGCUGGCGAGGAACGCCAAGUCGAGCGCGCUGCUGAAGGACCUGUACGUGGAGAACUCGCAGCUGAUGAAGGCGCUGCAGGUCACCGAGCAGCGGCAGAAACGCGCCGAGAAGAAGAACUUCCUGCUGGAGGAGAAGGUUGGCGCGCUCAACAAGCUGCUGAGGGACAUCGUCCCUGCGUCGCUCGCCACAUAACCAUGCCAACGCGGAGCAGAAGAACCCCAGCAGGUGGGGGCGGGGCCUCACCUCUGCCCUGUGUGGAGCAGGUGGAUGUCUGUCUCCUCACUGAAGCAGUCCACACACACACACACACACACGUGUGUCAGUAUUAUCUUUGUUUAAAAUGAAACCUUUUUUUAUUUUUGCGUCGUUUAAAUAAAGUUUUAAUGUCUCUGUGACUCCGCCUCCUGCAGCUGA